Alternaria rosae is the source of this 1207-nucleotide messenger RNA. RefSeq lists its product as uncharacterized. The transcript has a single exon. The coding region runs from base 27 to 854 and encodes 275 amino acids. Lineage: Eukaryota; Fungi; Ascomycota; Dothideomycetes; Pleosporales; Pleosporaceae. The record is from RefSeq and is a predicted model, not a curated record.
CAUCACACGAAAGCUUGCACUGUACCAUGAUGUCCGAUAUCAAAGAGCCUCAGACUACGGUGCCUUCUUGGUUCGAACAAAACCCUUCACACGACCAUGUACCUCCCGAGACCCAGCGGCUUCUCGAAACGUGGAGUGGAAUCCCAUCAGAUGACGUACUCGACCAUGUUAUCAGACUUCGUGAUGAAGCCUGGAAGGUCCAUCCCUAUCCUUGCAUAGGACAUUUUCGAUUUCUCGAACCGAGUUUCUCUGAGCUACCGGACGAGCACAAAGAGAUUGUUGCACGCCUACACAAAGGUCAGAAGCUGCUAGACAUGGCUUGCUGCUUUGGCCAGACGAUUCGUACGCUUGCGGCCGACGGCGCACCGACUGAGAACUUAUACGGUUGCGACCUACAACCUGACUUUAUCGACUUGGGCUAUGAGUUGUUCCGGGAUCGGGAGAAGCUCAAGACAAGAUUCUUGAUAGCUGACAUUUUCGAUGCUCAGUCAGCGCUCACGGACAUCGGAGGACAGAUCGACAUGGUAUUUGCUGGAUCUUUCUUUCACCUGUGGGGAUACGAGAAGCAAGUCGAAGUCUCCAAAGCCGUUGUCGCGUUGCUACGACCCCAGCCGGGUUCGAUGAUACUUGGGCGGCAGGUUGGGGCCACCGAGCCCCUCGAGAAGGACGGCCCUACCGGCACGAUGUAUCAACAUAACGUGGAAAGCUUCAAGAAGAUGUGGAAUGAGAUAGGAAAUGAUCUCGGCAUAAGCUUUACUGUUGACGCUAAGCUCAAGCCGCUCGGUACGGACCAUCAAAAUUUUCAUCUGGACAAUACUACAAAGCGGCUGUGGUUUAUCGUUCGCCGUGGAUAGCGUACUUCACCAUUUUCCCGUUCAUGGAAGCAAUUAAACCCCUACUACAAGUAAAUAACCUAGAGGUCUACAUUGCCUUACCGUUUUACAAACUUUCUGUUUUCUGCUGAUGUAGACUACAUCGCACUUGUUCGUUCUCUUCCUUGCAUACGGUGAUUGCCUUCAUGCAUGUGCACGGGAAACACUGAAGCCGAAGUUUCCUGAACCUUUCUGUAUAACGUGUAGUUGUUACGUCCGUGUCGGUCCGGACCUGAUCAGGCAUAGACUUGAGUUAUUUGAAGCGCCUGGCCCACGUCUGCUCGUGCAAAGCAGUGCAGAUAGCUUGGCUUUAGGAAGCCAGAUCAGAUCCGUAC